Molecule: messenger RNA, 2164 nt
Organism: Drosophila subpulchrella
Lineage: Eukaryota; Metazoa; Arthropoda; Insecta; Diptera; Drosophilidae
Gene: APC7
Product: anaphase-promoting complex subunit 7
Exons: 5
Coding region: 159-1988 (609 amino acids)
Biological process (GO): cell division
Molecular function (GO): protein binding
Source: RefSeq, a predicted model, not a curated record
UGAAAACUGCAUUUCGGAUUGAUAUAGCUAAAGUAAAUUGAAAACUAUAAAGUACUUAAUAAGAAAUAAAUAUUUAUAGCUUCGGAAAAAAAAAAUAGUUCGAAACCGAAACCAGUCCCCUAGAAACCAAUUCGACAUAUUUGAUAAUCGUAGAAAAGAUGGAGAAUGCGCUUUUCGCGAAUGUUAAGAAGCUCUACGAUCACAAGCUUUACGAGUGCGUGAUUCCAGUGGCCAAAUUGCUGAGGACGGUGCUGAGGAACGAUCGCAAUGUGGCCACCUUGGAGCUGGAGUACCAGGUGCAGCUGUAUCUGGUCAACUCGCUGUUCAAGGAGCGGCAUCUGCGCUCCGCAUCGCGGCACUUCGAGGACAUCUUUCACCAGCGGCGCCUCAUGCAGCGCCACAAGAACGCCUGCCUGGUGGCCAUCGAGAGUGCCUAUCCGGAGUUCGGGGACGUGGAGCUGCGCCGCCGUGCGGCCGAAUGCUAUCGUGAGAUCGGGAAUCCUGGCCUGGCCGUGGCCACCCUGCUCCAGGUGCCCGUCAAGUCGCGCACCCCGCGGAUCAACCUCAUGCUGGCCCGGAUGCAUCACCACUCGUUUGGACUGGGGCACACCAAGAAGUCGGAGUCGCUGCCCUCCUACAAGGAGGUCGUCCGCGAGUGCCCCAUGGCUCUGCCGGUGAUCCAGGAUCUGCUGGAACUGGGCGUGGACGGCAACGAGGUCAACUCGCUGGUGAUGCACGCUGCCACGGUGCCCGGCAACUUCGACUGGCUGAGCACCUGGAUCAAGGCCCUUGCCCAAAUGUUCGACUGCAAGCACCAGGAUGCGGCUCGCACCUUCCAGAGGCUGCAGGACAGCACCCUGCUGCGCUGCAACGAGGAGCUGAUGAUGGCGCUGGGCAGAUGCCUCUACUACGACGGCAACUACUCCCGGGCGGAGCAACUGUUCUCGGCGACGGUCAGUGCCAGUCCGGAUAACAUCGAGGCCAUUGGUCUGCUGGCCGUUGUCCGAGGUCAACAUCCCAGCGACAGUGGCCAGGAUAUGGAUCGCCUGUACGCCCAGGUGACAUCCGAGCCGAAGUACAGUCCAAGCCAUUGGUUUGUUCACGGCCAGGCCAUGUACGAUUCGGGUAAAUUCGAGCGCGGUCUGAGCUUCGUGGAGCAGUGCCUGCAGGCGGAGCCUCGUCACCAGGAGGCUCUCAUCCUGCGCGGUCGCCUGCUCAUCGCCCUGGAGCGGCACAAGGAGGCGGUGGAGGCAUUUCGCACGGGCCAAACUGUGGCCCCAUAUCGAUUCGAGGUCUACCGAGGCCUGUUCCAGAGCUAUUUGGCCGCCAAGCGGUUCAAGGAGGCACAUGCCAUGUGCAACUGGACGCUACGUGUCUUCCAGAACUCGCCCAGGGGCCUUGCGAUGUUUGGCCGCACUUUGUUCCUCUCACAGGAUCCAAUGAUCAGGAAGACGGCCCGCAAGUUUGCCGAGAAGUCGCUGAAGGUCGAUCCCAACUACACGCCAGCGGUCACCUUGAUGGCCGACAUCUGCCAGUUUGAGGGCUCACCCAAGGCCUCCAUCAAGCUGCUGGAGGACCAUGUCUCCCUCUUCCCGCAGGCCAGUCUCUUUACGAAUCUGGCAGACAUGCUGCGCAGUCAGAAGGAGCCCAUCAGGGCACUGGAGUAUUACUACAAGGCUUUGGGUAAGAAUCCCAAAUGCGAGCGCACCCUGCGGGGCAUUAGUUUGCUGAAGAGCUGCAACUCGUUCAUCGAAUCUCUGGUUUUGAACGACAGUGGCCCCAUCAAGGUGGAUGGUCAGCAGUCCUCCAACGGACCAAUAGCCACGCCCUGCGGCACACCGAAUCUGGAGUGGCUGGCUGCGGAUUCCCGAGAGACAUCCUCCUCGCCGGCCGCCAGAUCUGGCCAGGAUGUCGAGGGCGAGGCUGAUGGCUCCGUUUGGCACGACGUCGACGCGGAAAUGGUUAGCAUGAACUAUGACGGCCAUUAAUAAAGUAUUUCCAGAAGCUUGAAGUGAUCAAGAAAUUAGGAAUUAAACCUUUAUUGUUAUCAUUUUAAAUCAAUUGUUAAAGAAGCCUGUUGUGCCCUAGAUAUUAAAGUGGCAGCUUAAAUGUAAUGCCACUAUGAAUAUCAGAAUAAAUUUGUAAGAGUAUUAUGAAAUCACAA